UCUGAGUGGGAUGCUGUUUGGAGGGAUGAUAUGGACUUGUUAGGCCAAAUGGCCUCUUUCCACACUGUAGUGAUUCUGUGAUAUAAGGUGAACAUCAUUCUUUAAAAUAUGGUGCCCAAAACUGAAUGUAAUAUUCUAGGUGACAGUCAAGUAAAGUUUCUGCAAAACUGAAACAUCACUUUCUCACAGUGGCAUUCCAAUUCCUUUAAGAAAAGAGCCAACAUUAUAUUAGCCAUAUUGAUUACUUCUAUAUCUGUUCACAUUUGUGAUGAUUAUGGUACGUGGAUGCCCAAAUCCCUUUGCUACUCUAUUUGUUACUCCCUGAACAUUAAGAAAAUAUACCAAUGUGAUUGGUUGAAUAGAGAGUGAAUAUGUUUAAGUGCCAUAAACAGCAGCGAUGAUACAUAUUUUGGCAAAGUGGUAAAGCAUUUUUAAAAUGCUUUUGUUCAAACGAAUCUUGAAGCACGUGUCAGCUUCUUAUAAUUAAAUUUAGGGACUUCUUAAAUCACCUUCAGCAGCAUCCAUCUAGCCGCAUAACUAAUUGAUUAGCCUAAAUUUCAUACCAUAUCCUCUCUUGUAAAUAUACACAGAAUUCAAGAUCCUAAUACUGGUCUGCUUUGCUGCAUCUGGGUGUAAAAGACUUUGAUAGCACACUCGAGUGUUCUCUUCUGAUCUCCAAGAUUCAGAUGGCAAAUUAAAAGUAUACUAGUAUUUUCUUUGGACAAGAUGUUGCUGAGACUGAGGGAAUACUUAAGUUUACCAAUUAAAAUAAGUGUACUUCCCAGAAAUGGUGGGAGCUGUUGUGAUGUAGUGGUAGUGUUCCUACCUCUGAGCCAGGAGACCUGGGUUCAAGUCCCAUUUAGUCCACUGGUAUGUAAUAGCAUAUGUGAAUUGGUCAAUUUUUUUUAAAAAAACUAGAAAUAGCAGUUAUAUUCCAGCCUCAAACAACUCUUCAGUGAAGCAGGUUUUAAAGUGAUUAGUUCAAAGUUGUCCCUCAAUUCCAUGAUGAUGUCUACUCAAGAUUGCAGAUUUCUGUUGAUCUGUCUGAACAGUUCAUUUCAUAACAUCUUCAGGCACAUGGGGCAGGUCAUCACACAAGGCAGUGGGAUUGGGAGCACAGGUUUGCUUCCUUUCAUUUCUUACUCUGAUUCCAUUUUACCUCAUCAUUAAAGCAUUUGGACUCAAAGCAUGAUGCAGCUUGGUGGACAAUUGUCACCAUUUUUAAUGAUUGGUAGCAAAUUCCCACUAAUCAUUGUCAUUAAGGUUAUUGUUGCAUACUGCCAGAAGAUUUUCAAUGUUUCCUAGGCAUUGUCUGGAAUUUGUGAAUAGGGGAAACAAGCCCUGGCAAGGAAGAUGAUUUUUGGCCAUCUGUUGCAGCGUCUAGUCCAUUAUAGUUGAUUUCGCAAACGUUUUGUCUGAUUGUUUAUAAGAGUAUCUCGAAAGAGGGACAAUAGCAUUUGUUUAAUUGUCUUUCAAAUUAAUCCACAGAAUGUGGUGGAGGUAUUGCUGGUGCAAUUUCUUUGGCAUUAUGUCUUGGUAACUGCUAAUUUGACGCUAGAUUACUGACAAUUGCCUGCUUGUAUCUUUGUAACAUCAGUACAUUGUUGCUACGAUACAGGCACCUAGAAACAAUAAAUUACAUUAAUGCAGCAGCUCUGAUGCAGUAUAACAGGAAUAUUAUCAGGCAAGAAAUGACGUUGAGCUCCUUUAGGAUAUUGGGAAGAGGUGAAACUACUUAGUCAAAGAGCUAUUUAAGGGGCACGCUAACGGGAGAGCGCGGUGGAACCUUUUUGGAACGGUAUUCCAGGAUUUAGGACUUAAACAGCUGAGGCCGGAUAAGAACGCGAGAGAAAGGCCAACCUUUGAAUACCAGCUCAGAAAACUUAGGCAUGAAAAAUCAGUGUCACUGAUUAUGUACAAAACUUAAAUGUAUCCACAGCUUGUACGCAUGGGAUGAAUCCUGAGAUCACUUCUCUGUAAAUCAUUAGUCAAUACAAAAUAUAUGAUUCAAGCAUAAGACGUUGUACCAUAGGCAAAAAUAGACGAGAAAAACUACGCUUAGUUUUUUGACUGCUUGUCUCCUGGCCUUCCCGACUAUCAUUGCCAGUAUAACAGGCCAGGUUAACUACUGAACCAGCUAAAUAAACAAUCGGCUGUAGUGGCAGAAAGCUCUAUAUAUCCCUAUGGUUGUUUUGGUGUUUUCCGACACUAAAGUUGAUGGGCAACUGGAAAGAGCGAGCUGAAGAGCAGAAGUUGGAGGCGGGUCAGGAGAACCAUCGGGAAAUCUCUCGUUUAAAAGCGAAACAUUGCUGAAGGGAGGGAUCAGCUAAAAAUAGCGGCAUCGACAUCUGCUUCUGCCUCACAAACUGGAAACAGUCACAUUCUCUGCAAACUUUCCCCACAGUUUAACUUACCAUUGAAGUGUUACGCUUUAUUUCUUUCCUCUUUCUUUAAAAGUUUUGGUAGAAAUUUGUUGAGGUGACUAUGUCUGUAUCAGAAGAAACUGACCACAGACAGCCAGCAAAGACACAAUGGUAUGACCGUAAAAAUUAUGUGUUUGUUGAGUUCUGCGUAGAAGAUAGCAAGAAUGUUGAUAUUAAAAUUGAAAAAUUCAAACUAAUCUUCAGUUGCAAGUCAGCAGAUAACACAGAACUCUACAAUAACAUUGAACUGUACAGCAAAGUGGAUCCAAAUGAUUCGAGACACAAACGUUCAGACAGGUCAGUAACACUCUUCAUGAGGAAAAUUGAUGGUAAAAAAGCUUGGCCAAGGCUGACCAAAGACAAAACCAAGCAUGCCUGGUUAACAGUGGACUUUGAUAACUGGAGGGAUUGGCACGAUGAUGAUGAGCAGAUGAUUGGCUUGGAACACUAUGCAAAUAUGCUGAAAGAACUGAAGAAUACUGGGCCACCUCCUGCAAUGGAUGAUCUAGAUGAUGAGCCUCUGGACAGUGUUUAAGUUUGACUUGUCGUCAGAGAAGGACAACAGCAGCGCAAAACUGGAAGAAUCUACAAAGGAUUCCAGACCCUAGAAGAGCAAACAGUGUGAAUACCAUCUGUUUUUGUAUUGAACUUUUGAACCUAUUGUGAAAGUGGUAUUUCCCUGCUGAAGGUUGGCAGAUUGUGUACUUUCUUGUUAAAUUAUUGGAUGUUUUUGACAUUUAAGAGAAAACUGUAAAAUCCAGAUUGAUCAGUUCAUGUCUUCAAACUUUUCCCAUGACUGAGAUCUGGAUAGUACUACAUUAGUAUAAUAAAGAAACUUCUAGGAAAAGCUUACUCAGUCAAGGGUGUAAUUUUUGAGAAGAUAUUCCU
This is a messenger RNA of Stegostoma tigrinum, 3311 nucleotides long. RefSeq names its product putative protein PTGES3L. Gene Ontology annotation, biological process: chaperone-mediated protein complex assembly; protein folding. Bases 2485 to 2958 code for a protein of 157 amino acids. NCBI's taxonomy places the organism in Eukaryota, Metazoa, Chordata, Chondrichthyes, Orectolobiformes, Stegostomatidae. The record is from RefSeq and is a predicted model, not a curated record. Gene Ontology annotation, molecular function: protein-folding chaperone binding; Hsp90 protein binding. Gene Ontology annotation, cellular component: cytosol; nucleus. The transcript has 8 exons.